Scomber japonicus (chub mackerel) is the source of this 3417-nucleotide messenger RNA. Its product is annotated as cingulin-like protein 1. Bases 7 to 1203 code for a protein of 398 amino acids. Lineage: Eukaryota; Metazoa; Chordata; Actinopteri; Scombriformes; Scombridae. The transcript has 11 exons. The record is from RefSeq and is a predicted model, not a curated record.
UCAGACAUGAACUGGGACAACCAGCUGAGCUCUAUCCUCUCAGUAGCAGAUGGCAGCGUGGCUAAAAUGAGGGAGAGACUGACCUCACCAGGGAAAUUCUCCAAAGGAGGAGAAGAUUUGUUUGCAAUUCGGGAGAGGGUUCAUGAUUCAGAUUUAGACCCUCCUGCUCUGCCUCCUCGAGCUCCCCUUCACCGGCAGCUUUCCCCAUCUCUCAGUCCUGGUGUGCAGUGGACAGACCUUGCUACUAUCCAGUCGCAACUCCAGAUACAGAGCCAGGCGAUUGAGUCUCUCACCCGGAAACUCCAUGACACAGAAAGGGAGAAACAGUCUCAACAGUGUCACAUCCAGACGCUGCAAGAGGAGGUUCACAGGUUGCGUGAAGAGAUGAGGGAAAGGGAAAGAGAGCGGGAUGAAUCUACGAGGGGACAAAGUCCAGGAGCAGAGAGAAGGAUGGAGCAGUGGAGGAGAGAGGUUGGGCGUGAGCUGAGCAGUCUGCGGGGACACAUUACCAGAGCCACGUCGCUAGGCAACCUGGAGGAGAGUUUCAGCUCAAAGCUGCGGCGAGAGGAGCUGGAGCACCUGCGGAGAGAGUUGGACCAGCUGAAAGCACAGCUAAGGAGACAGGAGGAGGACGUGUUCCUCCAGCAGGCAGAGGCCAGAGAGACAAGGAGACAGUACGAACGCAGCUGCAAGACGUUGGAGGAGCUGACAGACAGUUACAGAGCACACAGUACUGAUCUGGCAAGGACCGUCUCUCAAUAUUCACAAACACAGCAAGAGGUUCGCCAGAUCAGAGCAACUGUGUCAGAACUGAAGGAGGAGGUCAGGACUCUGAUUCUACGAGGUGAACCAACAUCUUUACCUUUACUGUCGGCACAUACAUCAGGUGCAUCACCUCUCCCACUCCCUCGCAGCCAUAGAAGAGGGGUCAAAGCAGAAGAGGCAGAGCAGGACUCUGACUCUGAAGACUUUAGCCCAACACCAAGUCUGGCAGAUGUCAGCUCAGAUGAUCUGUCAUGGCUGGAGGACAAAGAGUCAACUCUUCAUCAGAAGCCUCGAGUACGUCUGAGUGUUCAGUCCAGACGGAGCGACUUUGCUGGUCCGGGAACUGAUCCAGAGGAGGAGGAGGAGGAGGAUGAUGAUCUCCUAGAUGAGGAUUUGAACCCAGAUUUAGGAUCUGACCUGAGUCUUAAUGACCUCUGAUCUUUUUAUAAGGUGAAGUUUUGUCAUUUGAAUUUGGAAGGAGUAACUAACAUUUCUUUCUCCUUCUACAAUACACUACCUGAGAUGUAUUAAUUACAGUAUAAUAAUUAUUAAUACUGGAAUGUAUUAUUUUAGUUUGAUUUGAUCAGUGCAGUUUAGAGUUACAGUCCUGCUGUUAAAACUAAAAGAAAUAUUCUGGGGAACACAAGCAGCCACAUGACUUAUUUCCUACGUGGUCCCAAGAGAAGGGGAAAGGAAACAAAGAAUGACAUUAGUAGCAGGCUUUGGCUCAUAAAAUAACAAGUAAUUAAGUCUUCCUGGUUGAUAUCAUUACUGUUGCUUGCAAGAUCUGCAGAUAUAAUGUGUGAUACUGUAUAUGAUUGAAAGCAGCAGGGAAAUUCUCCCAGCGUGGGAAAGUCUCAAAUGUUAUUUGGGAGAAUACCAGAAGUGUUAGAGACAGACUGCACAGUGUUGGACUAUCAGGUUAAUAACUUUUUAAUUGACUUUUAAUCACUUGUCUAUUCAUUGUUUAAACUCCCUGGACCUGUGUAAAGCACCCAACCUUCUCCUACCACACUGCGGGAAAAAAAAAAAAAACACUAAAAUAUUCAGCAAAUAAAACUGGUCUCUUAGUUAGAGACACCAUUCAUCAAAGCAUUGUUUUCCCCCUCAGUCACAUUAGUGUUAUCUACUAGAGGUCGAGAUCUCUUAGGACGAUUCAAACUGUUGAAAACUGUGAUAGCGGCAAAUUUCCUUUAAAUAAUCAGCCGUAACUGUCUCCACAUGUACAGCACGAUAGGAUCCUGGGAACAAACUGAGGAGACAGGCAGCUGUUUAAAGAACUCUUAUGCUUAUUAAGAGUACAACUCUUUUUUAUGAUGGCAGGGCUUUGUACCAGCAAAGUAGCAUUUCUGCAAACCACUCACAGGUUCUCACUGAAAGCUUGACUUGGCCUGAAGCUUUAACCACUAAAUUCUGAAAGUCCAUCCCGCCAGGGUAUAAUGCUUUAAUUGUUGCCACACCCUUCUGCGUUGCGCACCACUGACAAUAAAUUAUGGGUCCAACCAGAGUUAAAGGCAAAAGCACUGUGAUUGGCCAACUAUACCACAAGCUUUAGUUUUAGGCACAAGAUUAAAGUAGUUAUGUUUAACUUUGUUAUGAUUAGAAAUUGUUGCAGUUAGGUAAAGGUUUGCUGUAGUUAAGGGUUGGAAAAGGAUCUGGCAGGAUUUCAGCUGUGCUCAUAACUACAGUGGGACCUGUAAGAAGACACCACUGAUCAUGAUGCUCUGCAGAGUGCAACACUGAUUUAAAAAAAAACAACUAAAAAGUCAUACCCACAGUAUGAUUAUAUAGCUUUAAGUUGGUGAAAUUAUUAGUUAUAUAACAAACAAAUUGCACUUUAAUACACUUUUAUCACUGUUGUUAAAGUUCACAGUACAUAGGUCAUUGUACGAUAUGAAAUGCUACACUGUUCAGUGUAGCAGAGAAAUGGAUAUUUAAUGGGGUUUUCUUCCUGAUGCACUCUUCAAUGCAUUAGGAAUCUGAUGAGGGAUGGUUCUUGUUUCCUGGCAUUGCAGUUGAAGUGAGGGUAAAGAGGAAUCAAAAAGCCAUUAACAAAGUCGAGGCACCUACACACACUCCAGCUGCUCUGAGAUCUCCAUACACACAGUGCACAACACAAGACAGUCAGUAGUCCCUUUAUGCUGUCAUGUCUGACAUGAGUCACUCUGUGCCAGGCUUGGUGUCAAGCUGUUAAAUAUUUCAGCAUCCAGACACCCCCGCCCCACCCUCCCACUCCCCAUCGAGGAUCCCAGACCGCAGUGCAGAGCCACGGGGGAGCUAAUGGGUAGGUUAGGUGUGCAGUAGGGUGUAAAUGUUGAGGUGACUACAGAGAACUGGCAAAAGUCAGAAAGAAAAGACCCUCUAGAAAGUAUUAAAUGGCACAUUAGUACACUACAGUACCUCUUCUAACAUGCGUUCUUUGUGUUAAUAUUGUGCUUGAAGAGACCGAGAGAAAGAAGGCUCAUCUGUUUGUUAUUGUAGCCAGAUAACGGCGGAUGAAUCAGACCUUUCUACUGCAGUUUUAAUGCAUUUGCCAAGAAUUGUACAGUGGUGCUGCAGUAAAGCAGCACACUGAUUCAUUUGGAUGUCUGUAAAUUAAAUGUUUAGUGUUUUGUCUCAACAAUAAAAGUUUGUGUUAAAGUUGCAAGAGGA